This is a messenger RNA of Rhipicephalus microplus (southern cattle tick), 790 nucleotides long. RefSeq lists its product as uncharacterized. Gene Ontology annotation, molecular function: amine binding. Gene Ontology annotation, biological process: symbiont-mediated perturbation of host defenses. The record is from RefSeq and is a predicted model, not a curated record. Lineage: Eukaryota; Metazoa; Arthropoda; Arachnida; Ixodida; Ixodidae.
AGUGAUGCUGCAGCAUUCUCUUGAAGGAAGGUUGCAUGGCAUUGUGCAAAGCUGGAACUGUGUAGAAGGUCUGACUUGAAAGGAGAUAAGCCAUCUGCUCUACGAUCGGUUUCUCAGUCGCAACAAUGUCGGCGGUGAAUGCGCUUCGGUUCCUGACUUUCCUCCAGCUCUGCUUCUUGCCUGCACUGGCACAGACUUCUACGGAGAAAAACGAUGUCAAGACAGAAAACACCGACGCAUUCGAGAUUCUUGCUUCUAUUCCUUACGCCGAGGCCAUCAAAGACACGAACACAAACCCCUUGUUCAAGUGCCUGACGGCGAGACGGAUCGUGUUCGACCCCAUCAGUCCGUCAGCUACGUACGAGUGGUCACUGAACGCCGGCGACGGACAACCGAGGAAGCACGCAACGUUUUACUUCACACCAGGUGCUACCCUGGACACUGCCACUGUCGUCAUCAACUCAAAUGACAGCACUCGGCAGACUGCAAGAUACCCUUACACAGACUACACAACGUGCGGAAUCAUGACACUUGACUUCGAGGGACAUCAUUGCACCUUGUGGGUGAAAAAUGCAACGCUUUCGGUUCCCGAAGAAUGUCAUCGACAGUUCACCAAGAUCUGCGGGGAAGGCGUUUCGCUUUACGACAAAAGUGCAUGCCGCCAGCUGAUGGCAUAAGUGCAUUAAAACACAAACUUUGUCAAGAGGGGCAACGAGCUAAGUGGUACUGAAUUUAUGGUGCUAUAAAACUAUUCAUUGCUUAAUAAAAUGAAAAAAAAAUGAUCUCUCAG